Suillus paluster is the source of this 282-nucleotide messenger RNA. RefSeq lists its product as uncharacterized. The annotation marks the transcript as partial. The record is from RefSeq and is a predicted model, not a curated record. The transcript has a single exon. Lineage: Eukaryota; Fungi; Basidiomycota; Agaricomycetes; Boletales; Suillaceae.
GUAAUUAUAGAAGCCUUUGAUAUCGUUGGUAUCUCAGCAUCACAAUUCCUGGUCGAAAUACUGUCUAAUAAUCAUUAUUCAAAUGAUAAAAUAGUUGUUGAUCUUCUGACCAAUAGUCAUUGCAUCAUAGAGCUUCUUGCAAGGCACUCACAUACAAUGGAGGAGUGGGCAAGCAACAUCAUGAGUGAUGUAUGUGUGCAGGAGGUUGGAGAUCUGUCCAGGAAGAAACACUACUCUCAUGUUACUGUGUCACAUACAUCUGUAGAACAACUAGAGGAAUUU